Aureobasidium namibiae CBS 147.97 is the source of this 1509-nucleotide messenger RNA. RefSeq lists its product as uncharacterized. NCBI's taxonomy places the organism in Eukaryota, Fungi, Ascomycota, Dothideomycetes, Dothideales, Saccotheciaceae. The record is from RefSeq and is a predicted model, not a curated record. The transcript has 2 exons. The coding region runs from base 1 to 1509 and encodes 502 amino acids.
AUGCCUAUGCCACGCACACUGCCAUUUGGUGAAGAUGGCUUCUAUGACGGAGAAUUCGACGAGGACGAACUGGACUAUGAGAGACAAGAUCGUCGAACUGUCAACAACUUUGAUUUUCCUACGGAGCAACGCCGCGUCCAGACCAACAACUCAAAAGCCAGAAAAGAGGUCACAUUCGACGCGCAGAUCGACGCUGAUGCCGCCAGCCAGUUGCAAACAGAGCACCGCCAGGCAGGGAGAUCAACAAACCGCACAACCCGAUCUAGGAGCCCGAGCAAGCGGACGUCGGAAGAUGCUCUUCGCUCAGCUCAGAGAAACACAACCAGACGCCCUUCACCUGCCCCUUCGAGACAGAACCCAGAAGGACACGGACAGGCAUCGUUUGGAUAUCCUGGAACCGCAGACUUGACCCCACCCGAGAAUCUGACGCCACAAGAGAGGAAAGACAACAACCUUGACGCCAGUGUCAUGUCCACGCUGGCUGGAAUUCGCAAACGCAUUGACAAAUUCUGCGAGGACGUGUUUCGUAAGGACCUUUUGCUGAAGGACAUUACAGAGUCUAAGCUCAAGAAAUGGCUGGCCGACAUCGAUCAGCGCAGCGAGUUGGAGUUCAAAAGCUUCUGCAGGGCCGUCGCCGAAGGCGGUGGAGGUGCGGAAACAUGGCAAGAAGUUGUCGCAAACGGAGAAUGUCGGUUUGGGCUUAGCUACGGCAUUAUCCACAGGGUGCUGGUACGACAUGUCUUUUGCAGCCUCUUGUUCGGUGCGCCUCCAGAUUUGUUGGUCAAGCUGGAGCAGUUGGAACACGACCAGGAAAACGAAGACGGGUUCAUCAGGGAGCAACAUCGCGCCGAGCAUAUAACGUCUUACGAGAUUCAGUACAGGAUGGAUCUGAACGAGAGCGAAGAGCGAAAGCGCGCCACCCUCAAGACGGCGAUGCAAAUCUGGUUGCUGCUUGAACCACUUUACCAACUCGACUCAAGGAACAAAGACUCUGAUGGAAAGAUCAACGAGUUGCAGCAAGUCUUGAUCACAAUCGUAGCAACAGCUGCACGGCUUGCAACUCUGAUGAGAAAAAGCGGCAAGACAGUCCUCUAUCAGUUCGGCAACGUCUUCAAAGAGGAGCUGAUCGAGCUUAAGACGAUGAAUGUUCUCAACAUCGAGCAGUUGAAAGCAGAACGCGACAAGAGCGAGGCCGCUGGUCAGGUGUUGAUCAGAAUGGUAUGUGGAGACCCUUUGCACGCGUUCAGGAAGGGCGGUGGUGUCAUGGCGGAGAGGAUACUGGAGAGGGAAGAAAAGGAGCAAGACAUGAGCGUUGCUCCAGAGCUGCGACAUAUGCCACGGAACCAGUACCGCGGGCGCCUGAUCACCGCACAGGACGGUUAUAGAGCAAAGUUCUUGGCCAAGGCGCAGGUAGUCGGACGGUGGCAGCAGAUUGGCCGCGACAACGAGGCAAAAGGGCUGAUGGAGGCGAUCCGUGCUCUGCAAGAUGGGACUUGUAUGGUGCAGUAA